Molecule: messenger RNA, 408 nt
Organism: Cotesia congregata
Lineage: Eukaryota; Metazoa; Arthropoda; Insecta; Hymenoptera; Braconidae
Source: the annotation of a GenBank genome assembly
AUGUUCAUCUUAGGAACAAAGUGGUGCGGAAGCGGAACCAUUGCGGAAGACUACAACGACCUGGGUUACUUCAGAGAAACGGAUGCUUGCUGUCGAAUGCACGACCACUGCGACGAGACGAUCGAGGCCAUGCAAACCAGACACGGGCUUACUAAUCCUUCUUACUAUACGAGGGUACACUGUUCUUGUGAUGAAAAAUUUUACGACUGUCUUCAUGGAACCGAGGAAAAUAUAUCCACAAAAGUAGGAACUGUUUACUUCAGUGUCCUUAAUACUCAAUGUUUCCGGAAGGAGUUUCCGAUAACAUCUUGCAAAAAAUACACGACGUAUCCGAAACGGUGCACGGAGUACGAUCUGGAUACGAGCCAAGAUAAAAUAUACCAGUGGUUCGACGUGCCUCUUUACUGA